CCAGUAAUAGGUACAUAAAGGAUCGCGGAGUCUCACUCUUCUCAGAGCUUAGGUAGGUUUUUCGAGGGACGGACGGACGGCCGGCGACCAUCACUCCACGGCGGCGAUUUUUGCAACUUCUUUCGUCAUCUUCACUAGCGCUGCAGUAUAUAGGUUGCAAACAAAGCUAGGGUUUCUGGUUUUGAGUUUCAGAGAUGGCGCAUCUGGGCGGCGGUGCGGAGGCACACGCCCGUUUCAAGCAGUAUGAAUAUCGAGCCAACUCGAGUCUUGUGCUGACCACUGAUUCUCGGCCUCGCGACACCCACGAGCCCACUGGCGAGCCCGAGUCCCUCUAUGGCAAGAUAGAUCCCAAGACCUUUGGCGACCGUGCUUACAGGGGUAGACCCCCCGAAUUAGACGAGAAACUCAAAAAAGCUAGUAGCAAGAAGAAGAAGGAGCGUGAAGCACUUGCUUCUGAACCCAUGCCUACCAGGCAGAGCAAGAGAAGGCGCCUCCAAGAAGAGAGCGUACUCACUUCGACAGAUGAAGGAGUUUACCAGCCUAAGACCAAGGAAACUAGGGCAGCCUAUGAGGCCAUGCUUAGUGUCAUUCAACAGCAGUUGGGUGGCCAACCCCUCAACAUAGUUAGUGGUGCGGCUGAUGAGAUAUUGGCUGUCCUCAAGAACGAGACAGUAAAAAAUCCCGACAAGAAGAAGGAGAUUGAGAAACUCUUGAAUCCCAUUCCAAAUCAAAUUUUUGACCAGCUAGUUUCCAUUGGGAAGCUUAUCUCUGAUUAUCAUGAUGGUGGUGAUGCUGGUGGUUCGGCUGCAGCUAAUGGUGAUGAUGCUCUGGAUGACGAUGUUGGUGUUGCUGUUGAGUUUGAAGAGAACGAAGAGGAGGAAGAAGAAAGUGAUCUUGAUAUGGUGCAGGAGGAUGACGAAGAGGAAGAUGAUGUGAUGGAAGGAACUGGUGCUGGUGCCAUGCAGAUGGGUGGUGGAAUUGAUGAUGAUGACACACAGGCAGCUGAUGAAGGCAUGACACUUAAUGUGCAAGAUAUUGAUGCAUAUUGGCUUCAGAGGAAGAUUUCUCAGGCAUACGAGCAACAGAUAGACCCGCAGCAGAGCCAGAAGCUUGCAGAGGAGGUUCUUAAGAUCCUAGCUGAAGGUGAUGACCGCGAAGUUGAAACGAAGUUGUUAGUGCAUCUCCAAUUUGAGAAGUUCACCCUCAUUAAGUAUCUGUUGCGAAACAGACUGAAGAUAGUAUGGUGUACCCGUCUAGCCAGGGCUGAAGACCAGGAGAAGAGGAAGAAAAUUGAAGAAGAAAUGUUGGGAUUGGGGCCAGAGUUGGCUGCGAUUUUGGAGCAGUUGCAUGCCACACGUGCAACUGCAAAAGAGAGGCAAAAGAACUUGGAGAAAAGCAUAAGAGAGGAGGCACGUCGUUUGAAAGACGAGAGUGGUGUUGAUGGGGAAUGGGGACGAAGGGGGCUUGUGGAUAGAGAUGCCGAUGGUGGUUGGGUGAAGGGUCAGCGGCAGUUGCUUGAUCUUGACAGCCUUUCAUUUCACCAAGGUGGUCUCUUGAUGGCAAACAAAAAGUGCGAGCUUCCUCUGGGGUCUUACCGGAACCAUAGGAAGGGAUAUGAAGAAGUUCAUGUCCCAGCUUUAAAGCCAAAACCACUUGAUCCUGGUGAAGAGCUUAUAAAGAUAUCUGAUAUGCCAGACUGGGCACAGCCAGCUUUCAAAGGAAUGACCCAGUUGAAUAGGGUUCAGAGUAAAGUUUAUGAAACAGCCCUUUUUACAGCUGAGAAUGUACUGCUAUGCGCCCCAACUGGGGCAGGGAAGACGAAUGUUGCAAUGCUAACCAUACUUCAGCAGAUUGCAUUGCACAGAAAUGAAGAUGGGUCUUUCGACCGUAGCAAUUACAAGAUUGUCUAUGUGGCACCAAUGAAGGCACUUGUUGCUGAAGUGGUUGGUAAUCUGUCUAACCGUCUUCAGCAUUAUGAUAUCAAGGUGAAAGAGCUGAGUGGUGAUCAGUCCCUUACCCGCCAACAAAUAGAAGAAACCCAGAUCAUUGUCACAACUCCAGAAAAGUGGGAUAUUAUAACCAGAAAAUCAGGAGAUCGCACCUAUACACAGCUUGUGAAACUGCUAAUUGUUGAUGAGAUUCAUCUUCUGCAUGAUAACAGAGGUCCAGUUCUUGAAAGUAUUGUUGCAAGAACUGUGAGGCAAAUUGAAACCACAAAAGAGCAUAUUCGAUUGGUUGGCUUAUCUGCUACCCUACCUAACUAUGAGGAUGUAGCCUUGUUUUUACGUGUUGAUCUGAAUAAAGGACUUUUCCAUUUUGAUAAUAGUUACAGGCCUUGUCCCCUUGCCCAACAGUAUAUUGGAAUCACAGUGAAGAAGCCACUGCAGAGAUUCCAAUUAAUGAAUGAUGUUUGUUAUGAGAAGGUUAUUGAUAUAGCAGGAAAACACCAGGUUCUUAUCUUUGUCCACUCAAGGAAAGAGACAGCAAAAACAGCCCGUGCAAUAAGAGAUACUGCACUUGCUAAUGACACUCUUGGCAGAUUCUUGAAAGAAGAUAGUGUGAGCCGAGAAAUACUACAUAGCCAUACUGAACUGGUAAAAAGUAAUGAUCUUAAAGAUCUAUUGCCAUAUGGCUUUGCAAUUCAUCAUGCAGGGAUGGCUAGGGCUGACCGCCAGCUGGUUGAGGAUCUCUUUGCUGAUGGACAUGUGCAAGUGCUUGUUUCCACAGCAACUCUUGCUUGGGGUGUCAAUUUACCUGCUCAUACUGUCAUCAUCAAAGGCACCCAGAUUUACAAUCCUGAAAAGGGGGCAUGGACUGAAUUGAGUCCCCUGGAUGUUAUGCAGAUGCUGGGGCGUGCUGGGAGGCCUCAAUAUGAUUCUUAUGGGGAAGGAAUAAUUAUAACUGGUCAUAGUGAACUGCAAUAUUACCUUUCUUUGAUGAACCAACAACUUCCUAUUGAGAGCCAGUUCAUAUCGAAGUUGGCAGAUCAGUUAAAUGCGGAAAUUGUCCUUGGAACUGUGCAAAAUGCUAGAGAAGCAUUGAGUUGGCUCGGUUAUACUUAUUUGUAUAUUCGGAUGCUGCGGAAUCCUACUCUGUAUGGUUUGGCACCUGAUGCGUUGGCGACGGACAUAACUUUGGAGGAGCGGAGAGCUGAUCUGAUUCAUUCGGCAGCAAUAAUAUUGGAUAAGAACAACCUAGUCAAGUAUGACAGGAAAAGUGGUUAUUUUCAAAUUACUGACCUGGGUCGCAUAGCCAGUUACUACUAUAUUACUCAUGGAACAAUAUCCACAUAUAACGAGCAUUUGAAGCCUACAAUGGGAGAUAUUGAACUCUGUCGAUUGUUCUCUCUCAGUGAAGAAUUCAAGUAUGUAACAGUGAGACAAGAUGAGAAGAUGGAACUGGCAAAGCUUUUAGAUCGUGUCCCCAUUCCCAUCAAGGAAAGUCUAGAAGAGCCUAGUGCUAAGAUUAAUGUAUUGCUACAAGCCUAUAUUUCACAGCUAAAACUUGAAGGGUUGUCUCUAACGUCUGACAUGGUCUUCAUAACUCAGAGUGCUGGACGGCUUAUGCGGGCACUUUUUGAGAUUGUACUGAAAAGAGGAUGGGCACAAUUAGCUGAGAAGGCAUUAAAUUUGUGCAAAAUGGUUAGCAAGAGGAUGUGGAGUGUUCAAACACCACUUCGGCAAUUUCAUGGGAUACCAAAUGAAAUUUUAAUGAAGUUGGAGAAGAAAGAUAUUGCUUGGGAUAGGUAUUAUGAUCUCUCUUCUCAGGAGUUAGGAGAGCUCAUCCGUUUCCCGAAGAUGGGGAGAACCCUUCAUAAAUUCAUUCACCAAUUCCCAAAACUUAACCUGGCAGCUCAUGUUCAACCAAUUACUCGCACUGUCUUGAAGGUUGAGCUGACAAUUACACCAGACUUUCAGUGGGAGGACAAGGUUCAUGGGUUUGUGGAGCCAUUUUGGGUUAUUGUGGAGGAUAAUGACGGGGAGUAUAUUCUUCACCAUGAAUAUUUCUUGAUGAAGAAGCAGUAUAUUGAUGAGGAUCACACUUUGAGUUUCACAGUCUCUAUCUAUGAACCUCUUCCUCCUCAGUAUUUUAUUCGUGUUGUGUCUGACAGAUGGCUUGGAUCACAGUCUGUUUUGCCUGUUUCUUUCAGGCACCUUAUUCUGCCAGAGAAAUACCCACCACCAACUGAAUUAUUGGACUUGCAACCAUUGCCUGUGACUGCAUUAAGAAAUCCAUCAUAUGAAUCUCUCUAUCAGGAAUUUAAACAUUUCAACCCUGUCCAAACACAGGUUUUCACUGUCUUGUACAACACAGAUGACAAUGUCUUGGUUGCAGCACCAACUGGGAGUGGAAAGACAAUAUGUGCAGAGUUUGCUAUAUUGAGAAAUCAUCAGAAGGGACCUGAGGCUAUCAUGCGUGCUGUAUAUAUAGCUCCUAUUGAAGCUCUUGCUAAGGAGCGUUACAAUGAUUGGAAGAAGAAAUUUGGGGAGGGUCUAGGGAUGAGAGUUGUUGAAUUAACUGGGGAAACAGCAAUGGACCUAAAACUGCUUGAGAAAGGUCAACUUAUAGUGAGCACUCCUGAGAAGUGGGAUGCCUUAUCCCGCCGCUGGAAACAGCGGAAACAUGUUCAGCAGGUUAGUCUUUUCAUUGUUGAUGAACUUCAUUUGAUUGGUGGUCAAGGAGGCCCUAUCUUGGAGGUCAUAGUGUCUAGGAUGAGGUACAUUGCGAGCCAAGUUGAGAAUAGGAUCCGUAUUGUGGCACUCUCUACUUCCCUUGCAAAUGCAAAGGAUCUUGGUGAAUGGAUUGGGGCUACGUCUCAUGGUCUUUUCAAUUUCCCUCCAGGUGUCCGUCCUGUGCCCCUGGAAAUACACAUUCAGGGAAUUGAUAUAGCUAAUUUUGAAGCAAGGAUGCAAGCAAUGUCGAAGCCAACAUAUACUGCAAUUGUUCAACAUGCCAAGAAUGGGAAACCAGCCAUUGUGUUUGUUCCUACAAGGAAGCAUGCACGACUUGCUGCGGUUGAUCUGAUGACAUAUUCAAGUGCGGACAGUGGAGAAAAGCCAAUGUUCUUGUUACAAUCUGCAGAAAACCUGGAACCAUUCAUUUCCAGGAUAAAGGAACCAAUGCUGAGAGAGACACUGCAAUAUGGUGUGGGCUAUUUGCACGAGGGUCUUGCUACUACAGACCAAGAUAUUGUGAAAACUCUCUUUGAAACUGGAUGGAUCCAAGUAUGUGUAAUGAGCAGUUCAAUGUGUUGGGGAGUGCCAUUGUCAGCGCACCUGGUGGUGGUUAUGGGAACACAAUAUUAUGAUGGGCGGGAAAAUUCCCAUACUGAUUACCCGGUGACUGAUCUGUUGCAGAUGAUGGGCCAUGCUAGCCGACCUCUUGUUGAUAAUUCUGGGAAGUGUGUGAUCUUUUGCCACGCACCACGUAAGGAAUACUAUAAGAAGUUUUUGUAUGAAGCCUUCCCUGUCGAGAGUCAUUUGCAACAUUUCUUGCAUGAUAAUUUGAAUGCAGAGGUGGUGGUUGGAGUCAUUGAGAACAAGCAAGAUGCUGUGGACUAUCUCACAUGGACGUUCAUGUAUAGGAGGCUUACUCAGAAUCCGAACUACUACAAUCUUCAGGGUGUCAGCCACAGGCAUCUCUCAGACCACCUUUCAGAGCUUGUUGAAGGCACACUGAGUGAUCUGGAAGCAAGCAAAUGUGUUGCCAUUGAGGAAGAUGUUGAGCUCUCUCCCUUGAACCUUGGCAUGAUAGCGUCAUACUACUACAUCAGUUACACGACAAUAGAACGUUUCAGCUCGUCCUUGACGUCCAAAACAAAAAUGAAGGGCCUUCUGGAGAUUUUGGCCUCUGCUUCAGAGUACGCACUACUGCCAAUUCGUCCUGGAGAAGAAGAGUUGAUCCGGAGGUUGAUUAAUCACCAGAGGUUUUCCUUUGAGAAUCCGAAAUGCACGGACCCACAUGUGAAGGCUAAUGCACUGUUGCAAGCCCAUUUCUCAAGGCAAGUGCUGGGUGGCAAUCUCGCCUCUGAUCAGCGCGAAGUGCUACUUUCUGCCAGUAGGCUUCUUCAAGCAAUGGUUGAUGUCAUUUCCAGCAAUGGGUGGCUUAACCUAGCACUUCAGGCGAUGGAGCUGAGCCAAAUGGUGACACAGGGCAUGUGGGAGCGAGAUUCCAUGCUUCUACAGCUUCCACACUUCACCAAAGAGUUGGCGAAGAAAUGCCAGGAGAACCCUGGGAAGAGCAUAGAGACUGUGUUUGAUCUAGUUGAAAUGGAGGAUGAUGAAAGGCGAGAACUGCUGCAAAUCUCAGAUAUCCAGUUGAUGGACAUUGCUCGGUUUUGCAACCGUUUCCCAAAUAUUGAUCUGUCAUACGAUGUGGUUGAUGGUGACAAUGUGGGAGCCGGGGAGGAUGUCAGUUUGCAGGUUACCCUCGAAAGGGAUCUCGAGGGCAGGACAGAGGUUGGACCUGUUGAUGCCCUCAGGUACCCCAAGGCAAAGGAAGAGGGAUGGUGGCUUGUGGUCGGCGAUACCAAAACGAACCAGUUGCUUGCUAUAAAAAGAGUGUCCUUGCAGAGGAAAGCCAAAGUGAAGCUGGAUUUUGCUGCUCCUGGAGAAGCCGGCAAGAGGACGUAUACCCUGUAUUUCAUGUGCGAUUCUUAUCUGGGCUGUGAUCAGGAAUAUAGUUUCUCUGUUAAUGUCAAAGAAGCAGGUGCUAUCGACGAUGACAGUGGAAGAGAAUGAGACUGGAUUUCCUUUUCAGUUUAGGUUCCUACUAUAACAAUUACUUGCACAAUCAAUCUGCCUGCCUUUUUGUUAACUAUUCUAUUUCUACUAUUCUGUACCUGUAGUAGUGGUAAAAGCUUUGUACCUGGAUUUGCUUUUUUGUCCACUAUCCUAUAAAUGAUGAAUGAUGUUGGCUUUACUUAAAA
This is a messenger RNA of Diospyros lotus (date-plum), 6928 nucleotides long. RefSeq names its product DExH-box ATP-dependent RNA helicase DExH12-like. Gene Ontology annotation, cellular component: nucleus. NCBI's taxonomy places the organism in Eukaryota, Viridiplantae, Streptophyta, Magnoliopsida, Ericales, Ebenaceae. The transcript is spliced from 4 exons. Gene Ontology annotation, molecular function: ATP binding; nucleic acid binding; ATP hydrolysis activity. Bases 195 to 6740 code for a protein of 2181 amino acids. The record is from RefSeq and is a predicted model, not a curated record.